AUGGCCGACAAAAGGAAACUGCAAAGUGACAUUGAAAGGAACCUUAAGAGAGUACAGGAGGGAAGAACUGCCUUUCAGGAAAUACUGGAUAAGUUUGAAAGUACCAAUAAUCCAACUCAAAAAGAAAAGUUUGAAGGCGAUUUAAAAAAAGAAAUUAAGAAACUUCAAAGAUUAAGAGAUCAAAUCAAAACAUGGAUUACAGCUAGUGAAGUAAAAGAUAAGCGACCAUUAUUAGAAGCACGUAAAGAAAUCGAACAGGAUAUGGAACGAUUCAAAGUAAUUGAAAAAGAGACAAAAACCAAAGCUUAUUCCAAAGAAGGUCUAUUAUCAAUUGAAGCGAAAAAAGAUCCAUUACAGAAAGAAAAAGAAGAAUUAGAUGAUUGGUUAAAACAAUGUAUCAGUUCAUUAAAUACACAAACAGAAAAAUAUGAGUUUGAGAUUGAAAACUUAUCAAAUAAUACUAAAAAGAAAAGAAUAGAUAAAGAAACAGCUUCAGCAAUCGAUGAAAAACGUCAACGUUUAGAAAUGUGUUGUUUUCACGUUGAAAAACUUGAAACAAUUAUGCGUUUAUUAGAUAAUGAACGAUUAGAUUGUACAAAAGUUAGAUCUAUUCAAGAGUCUAUUGAAUAUGUGAUCGAUUGUAGUGAUAAUCAGUCUGUGUUUGACUUUAAGAAUAUUUAUGAUGAUUUAUGUUUGGAUGAGUUAGGUGAUUCUACUGGAAUAACUGCAGCAUCAGGCACUGCAACAGGAAAUCAAGAGCAUGAUUUAAAUGGUGUAAUAACCCCUGGUGCUACCUUGGUAAAUCAACGAGUAGGGAGUGAUGAUGCUGGCUCUUCAACUUCAACUCAUACAAGUGCAUCAAAUAAUACAGAUUCGUCUGUCACUCAUCCUGGGUCAUCAGCUUCCUCCAAUGCGUCUUCUUCCCGAGAACGUGCUAAAAGUGAUGAUAAAGUCUCCUUGUUACCACAUGUAUCCGCUUCUUCUACUAGUACACCUAUAAAAUCUUCAAAUACACCAGGUUCUUCGAGUAAACAAAAACCUGCUGCUUUAAUUAACCAAACUGCUCCUGCUCUUAUGUCCCAAGUUGUUGCUGGCACUCCUAAUAAGUCUGGGAAGUUGAACGCAAAUAAUCAUUCGACAUCAAAUAGUAUAACAAUCGUUUCUGAGAUGGGCCCGAUCAAAUCCUCUAGUACUCUAGAUUCUCAGGUUGUUGUUGAAGACCUUUCUCGAAACCAGAAGAACGAAACCAAUCAGAAACAUAAUGACCGUCCCAAUACAGUUACAACAAAUCCUCAGUUACAAUCACAAAUAAAAAAUGGCCCCAGUGAUGAUAGCAAUUCAUUAACACCUUCCUCCUCUGUUUCAGGAAUAAAUUCAACAUCUACAGUACCUAGUCUUGCAUUUUCUGCCUCUCAUGUAAAGGAAGAUUCCUCUGUGAUCAACGGUCGAGAAGAAUUACUUGCUCCAUGUCAACCGUCGUGUGUUCCCAACUCAAUAAAUUCUUCAUCGCCCAUUCCACUCCGAAGUAUGUCAUCUGAUGUUAGCAAGACUUCAGGUGUUACUAAUGCUUACAACAAUUCGAUGCUUUCCACUUCUACAGAUGAAAGCCCUGAAAACGUUAAUCGUACUCCUCCCAGUCUAUAUUCAACGGCUAUGCUAGCUGCUUCUCAGGAUAAACAAUUGUCAUCCCUACUCGCCUGCUCUCAGCAUCCAUCUUUAGGACGUGCAGGUUCCAAUGUUGCUAUGGAUCCGUCACUUUCUACAAUUUCCUUGUCUAGUAAAUUUCAUUCAACAUCUAGUGUUUCAUCUUUACCACUUCCUUCAACUAUCAUAUCUACAAGCAAUCCUCAAGUACAGUCCUCUUAUUUAGGACUAGACAGCCAACUAACCAGUAUACAACCAUCUUUACAUUCUCAACAAAUGAAAAAUCAGAAUAGUCCUGUUCAUGCUCAUAUGCAUCCACGUGAUGCUGCUGCUCCUUUCCGUAACAGAAAUCUAGACAAACCCAAAGGAGCUGUACCACAAGAGCUUCUAUUACAACUUCAAGCAUUAGAAAGUGGUUAUCGUCGUUUACCUCAUUCAUGUGAUACAGAAAAAUCUCGUAUGAUUAUCUGUAAAAAUACAAUCAAUUGUCCAAUCUAUUAUCCACGUGAACCUAUAAUUGGUACAGAUAAUGAAGAAUAUUAUAUGAAAUUAGAUGCUCAAACAUUAUUUUUUAUAUUCUAUUAUUUUGAAGGUACUAAAGCUCAAUAUUAUGCUGCUAAAGCAUUAAAACGUAUGUCAUGGAGAUUUCAUACAAAAUUUAUGAUGUGGUUUCAACGACAUGAAGAACCAAAACAAAUUACCGAUGAAUAUGAAUCUGGUUCUUAUAUUUAUUAUGAUUAUAGAACAAUGAGACAACGUAAAAAAGAAGAAUUUAUGUUUCAUUAUAGUUUUUUAGAAGAUAAAGACUUUUAA
Messenger RNA from Schistosoma rodhaini, 2457 nucleotides. The record is from the annotation of a GenBank genome assembly. Lineage: Eukaryota; Metazoa; Platyhelminthes; Trematoda; Strigeidida; Schistosomatidae.